Engraulis encrasicolus (European anchovy) is the source of this 1555-nucleotide messenger RNA. It is a transcript of the gene atxn3, whose product is annotated as ataxin 3. Lineage: Eukaryota; Metazoa; Chordata; Actinopteri; Clupeiformes; Engraulidae. Gene Ontology annotation, molecular function: cysteine-type deubiquitinase activity. The transcript has 12 exons. The record is from RefSeq and is a predicted model, not a curated record. Gene Ontology annotation, biological process: protein deubiquitination. Gene Ontology annotation, cellular component: nucleus. The coding region runs from base 305 to 1225 and encodes 306 amino acids.
AGUUGUUGUUUCGAAGCUUUAACAAGUUACCUCAACAUGGAUGCUAUUUUCCAUGAAAAAGUGACUUUCAGCCAUGGAUGGAUAGGGAGAGGUAAGGGUGGGAUGCGAACUUGCAACCCUCUUCAGACCAACACCUCUACCAGAGAUUCUAGGAGUUAUUAUGGCUGCAUGUGUAUGACUGAACAUUCUACAGCAAGAGGGCUCCUUGUGUGCACAGCACUGCCUGAACAAUCUACUCCAGGGUGAGUACUUCACUCCGGUAGAACUGUCAUCCAUCGCCCAGCAGUUGGAUGAGGAGGAGCGGAUGAGGAUGGCAGAGGGUGGUAUGGGCAGCGCGGAAUACAGGACCUUCUUGCAGCAACCCUCCGGAAAUAUGGAUGACAGUGGAUUCUUUUCUAUUCAAGUAAUUAGUAAUGCUCUGGGUGUGUGGGGAUUGGAGCCCAUUCUCUUCAACAGUCGGGAAUACCAGGGCUUAAGGACAGAUCCUAUAAAUGAGAAAGCUUUUAUAUGCAACUAUAAGGAACACUGGUUCACAGUACGGAAACUUGGACAACAGUGGUUUAACCUCAAUUCAUUACUGACGGGACCAGAGUUGAUAUCAGACACGUAUCUGGCACUAUUCCUGGCACAGUUACAGCAGGAAGGUUAUUCCAUAUUUGUGAUCAGAGGGAACCUGCCGGAGUGUGAUGCGGAGAAGAUCCUGAGGAUCGUGCGUGUGGAGCAGCAGCAGAGGCCGAGGCUGAUCGGAGAGGACGAAGCCCAGACCAGCGCUGGUGGUCUCAGGAUGAACCUGAAUACUCCGCAGCAGCAGGGCCCGGGGCUGGAGGAGAGGGUGCUGGACCCGGAUGAUGAGCAGCUGAGGCAGGCCCUGGCCCUCAGCCGGCAGGACAUGGAGGUGGAGGACGAGGAGGCCGACCUGCGCAGAGCCAUCCAGCUCAGCAUGCAGCAAGAGCCGACCACGAGUGGGUCGUCCAACUUCAUGCCCGUGGCUCCAAAACCCAGUAGUGUGCCUGCCCCUAAAGCCAGCAGUGGGCCUACCACGCUGGGGGGGUCCACCACCGGGGGGUCCACCACGGGCUCCGGGGGCCAACAGGAGAGUCUCAGCGCUGAGGAGAUACGCAAAAGGAGACAGGCCUACUUUGACAGGCAAGCUCAGCUCAACACACAAGCCUCCACAGCAGCACAGCAACAGGACACAAAGCCUUCAGGCUCGGAGGGGAAGUAGCUCAUGGGACCGUGGACCAAAAUGCGCCCAAGGAGUGACCGUGCGAGGCUGGAGGCGUGGCUUCUGGUGACGCCCCGCCCACUUCCUCUGACAUCGUCGUUUUGUCAUGAUGAGGUGGAGAUGCCUCUUCCCAGUUUAACUCUUUUUUUGCACAGGCGCGGAUGGACAGAGAGAGUGAUACGCAAUGGGACUAAAGCAAACUGUCGCACAGCGGGACUAAAGCGUUUGUUCUGCUGGAUUUCAUGCCAGAUUGACAGCAGACAGCGUGGUUAAUAUACAGGAACCAAAUGUACAAAAAAAAUAAAAAAUCUGACAGUUUGUUGUACUGUA